Messenger RNA from Menidia menidia (Atlantic silverside), 2271 nucleotides. The record is from the annotation of a GenBank genome assembly. NCBI's taxonomy places the organism in Eukaryota, Metazoa, Chordata, Actinopteri, Atheriniformes, Atherinopsidae.
UCAGAAGAUGUUCAAAAUGAAGGCCGUCUGCUGUCACAACUGACGCUCCAGUGCGCUGAACAGAACCGUCGGUCCUCAACUGGUAACAUACGAAUGGCACAGGGAAAACACCAAAUUGACAUUCAGGUUUUGCAGGACCUGCGCCAAAAAUUCCCCGAAGUUCCAGAGGGUGUCGUUUCCCAGUGUGUUCUGCAGAAUAACAACAACUUAGACGCCUGCUGUGAAUACUUGUCCCAGGUCAGCCCGGGCUACCUUUACAGUGAAGAAGGAAACCUCGGUUUUUGCGACGACCCCAGCAUCAGCCGGCUCCACAAUCACAUGACCCAGCUGAACCUGGAUUUGCAGUCUCAGCAUGUGCAUGCGGCCCCAGCUCGGGACGGCCUGAGAAUGAACGGCAGUCGGACUCUGGCCCAUAGCAUGAGUGACGGGCCCCUCCAGACCGGCCAGGCUACCAACAGCGACUUCUUUCAGCAGGAGCCCCAGUCCGCCCCCGUGCAGGUUCCCUCCGCGCUCAAUGUGUUUGGAGUAAUGGAGCCCUCGCGCAAGCCUCAGCCCCCGCAGCACCUCGGACUUUACCCGCUCGGGGUGAAGGGAACCACCAUGGCCCCCCAGCAGGCGCCGCGAUUCAACCCAAUCACCGUGACUUUAGCCCCCAACCUUCAGACGGGCCGCAACACGCCCACCUCCUUGCACAUACACGGCGGACCACAGUCGGGCCUCAGCAGUCCUCAGGGCAACUCCAUCUACAUUCGUCCCUACGUCAGCCAGUCUGGUACGAGCCGGCAGAGCCAGCCGCCCGGGAGCAGGGCGCAGUACAGCCCCACUUCUCAGCCCCAGCAGCAGAUCUACCAGAUCUCACACCCGUCCUCCUUAUCUGGCUCGUGGUGUGUCCCCCCGCACCCGUCCUCCUCGCAUACCUCACAGACCUCUCACGUCUACAUGCCAAUCAGCUCCCCCACAAACCCACAGGCACCCUCCAUUCCUAAUACUGGAAGCCAGGCUUCAUCCUCUGGUGUCUCUUCUUGCUCUCCGUCAUCUUCCUCCUCCUCCUCCUCCGUCGCACCCGGCUCUCUGUCCACCAUCAGCCAGUACAACAUCCAGAACAUCUCCACUGGCCCGCGGAAGAAUCAGAUCGAGAUCAAACUUGAAUCUCCUCAAAGGAGCAAUUCCACCGCCGUGUUGCGAACGAGCAGCGGGCCCCGCUCGUCCUCCACCUCCUCCUCCUGCCCCUCCACCUCCUCCUCUUCUUCAUCUGGAGUGGCCACCGUCCCCACCACCCCCCUGUCCAUCGGAGGUCCGGGUCUGAGCCGCAGCCAGCCCACUGUAUUCAUCUCUGCCAGUCCCCCCACUGCUGCUAGCGCUCCCCCUGAGGAGCCCGUCCUGGCCUCGGCCGGCUCCCGCUCCCAGCCCAAGUACUGCGGGGCCAGAAACACAGUCUACAUCUCAGCAAAUGCCCCCUUACAAGGGCCCCCGGGGGCCAGGAACGUGGGGGGCCAAGUGAGCAUGGGCCCCGCCUACAUCCACCACCACCCCCCCAAGUCUCGCGCCUCCAUGGCAACCGGUGGGACGGCGUCCUCCCCCCGGGUGGUGGUGACUCAGCCCAACACCAAAUACACAUUUAAAAUUACAGUGUCUCCUAAUAAACCUCCAGCCGUGUCCCCCGGAGUCGUAUCGCCAACGUUUGAGCCCAACAACCUCCUCAGCUUACCCUCAGACCACCACUUUGUGGAGCCAGAGCCCCUGCACCUCUCAGACCCACUGUCGCCACACAAGGAGAGGCCCACGUUGUUGGUGCAUCAGAAAGCUCGAAUGGAGAGGCUGUGGCAUGAGUUGGAGUUAAAGAAGAAGAAGUUGGAGAAGCUAAAAGAGGAGGUGAAUGAAAUGGAGAAUGACCUGACCAGGAGAAGACUGGAGAGAUCCAACUCAGCCUCCCAAAUCCCCUCAAUUGAGGAAAUGAAGCAGUUACGAUGCAAGAACAGGUCACUGCAGAUCAACAUCGACUGCCUCAGCAAAGAAAUCGAUCUCCUUCAGACCAACGGACCACACUUAAACCCCAGCGUAAUCCACAACUUUUAUGACAACAUUGGAUUCCUUGGUCCCAUCCCACCCAAACCCAAAGGUACUUUAUCUAUUGACUCGGGCAGUAAGACUGUGAAGCCGGCGGUGGACCAGGAGGAGGACGAGGGAACCCAGUGGAGCUGCACCGCCUGCACCUUCCUCAACCACCCCGCCCUCAACCGCUGUGAACAGUGUGAAUUCCCCCGCCACUUC